AACCUCAUCCAACCAAUUCAUUCAUCUUCAACAAAAUGAAAGAGGGAACAAUUAGCCUUUUAGCUCUUGUGGCUUUGUUCCUCCUUAAGGUGGUCUUAGCCGAUGAGCUAUCUCUUCCCUUUCAUAUGCCAAUCAAUGAAACCUUUGACCUUGAAGUAUUUCAAGGUAAUGCAUUAGUCGGCGUGUACUCACAUCGACGAUGUGGAAAGGGAUUUGGUGGCCAAAAAUGUAUUGAACCUGGAGAGUGUUGUAGUCUUUAUGGUUGGUGUGGAACCACAAUAGCUUAUUGUGCUCCUGAAAAUUGUCAAAGUCAAUGUGUUAAACCAUCUCCACCCCCACCUCCAUCUGCAUACCUACGAUGUGGAAGGCAAGCUGGUGGAAGAAAAUGUAUUAAACCCGGAGAGUGUUGUAGUCUUUGUGGUUGGUGUGGAACCACAAUAGCUUAUUGUGCUCCUGAAAAUUGUCAAAGUCAAUGUGUUAAACCAUCUCCACCCCCACCUCCAUCUGCAUACCUACGAUGUGGAAGGCAAGCUGGUGGAAGAAAAUGUAUUAAACCCGGAGAGUGUUGUAGUCUUUUUGGUUGGUGUGGAACCACAAUAGCUUAUUGUGCUCCUGAAAAUUGUCAAAGUCAAUGUGUUAAACCAUCUCCACCUCCAUCUGCAUACCCACGAUGUGGAAGGCAAGGUGGUGGAGGAAAAUGUAUUAAAACCGGAGAGUGUUGUAGUAUUUAUGGUUGGUGUGGAACAACAUCAAAUUAUUGUGCUCCUAAAAAUUGUCAAAGUCAAUGCAAAAGUACUCUAACCUCAUCAGCCAACAAUCGUAUGACAGGUAUUGAAAGCUUCUAGUUCAAUGUUGUCAACAUAUAUAUAUAUAUAUGCUAGCUCAUGUAUUCCCAAUUACUAGCUAGAGGAUGUACUCUUACGCCUCUUUUGAGACUGGUGAAGUGAUGGAAUAAUAAUGUGUGUAAUGAUAAUGCAUAUAAAAUGCAUUAAGUAAUAUAAUAAAUAAAGGAGUGCUUUAAUUUUAUCUAAAUUAAAA
Solanum dulcamara is the source of this 1038-nucleotide messenger RNA. RefSeq names its product chitin-binding lectin 1-like. Lineage: Eukaryota; Viridiplantae; Streptophyta; Magnoliopsida; Solanales; Solanaceae. Gene Ontology annotation, molecular function: chitin binding. The record is from RefSeq and is a predicted model, not a curated record. Bases 36 to 845 code for a protein of 269 amino acids. The transcript has a single exon.